CCGGUCGUGGGCUCAGUCGGUGUGUCCGCCAAGUUGAAAAUCCGUCGCUUCUCUUGCCCUUCUUACGCCGCGUAACUGUAUACAAGCCGGCUACGCGCCGUUCUCGCGUGCGAUCCACAUAUCUUUUUAUUUCAGUGUAAGAACAAACGCGCGGUCUCUCCCGCAUAAGACCUCCUGUGCCGGGGGAUGGUGUCCUGCCGGCCGGUUCACCGAACUCUCCGGUACCCGAUGUCGGUGGUCACGCGGCGAUCCUUCGGAUAGUCCUCGUCAGCCGUGAAGCCGGGAAAUCCGGCAAAGAUACCGGGAGAUACUGUGCGCGCGAGGUACUGUGUCCGCGUGUGUGCACAAGUGCACGCAUUUACGUACACACGCGUGCUCGUCGGCGCAUUUUCGCGUUUGUGUGUAUGUGUGUUUACGUAUGGUGAUCCGUGCUGACUGUGCAGGGUGCAACGACUCGGCGAGAAAGAGAGAACGAACGAGAGACAGCAGAUUUCAAGCCGCAAGUUUUCCUCUCGUCGGCCCCGCUGCUCCGAUUGCCAUCGCCGGCUGCCUCUUCGUAGACAUGUCCCUGCUGGACGUCCAAUUGCGGCAUUAGGUGACAUAUAGGCGCACACGUGCACCAGCCAUGGCAAGAACAACGAUAUACUGGUUCUGGUGCUUGCUGUGCUUAAUUUUACAUCUUCGGGGCGCUCACUCCAAAGUCGGUUUGUGCGAGGUGGAAUCGGGACACUCGAACAUCAUCCUUGAUAUCGAGGAGAGCAGAGGAAAUGCGAUCGAUCAGAAGACCGUGCCGGAAGAGCUUCCGGUGUCAGGCGACCCAUACAACGAGACGACGUUGGAACUGAACUUCAAUGGGAGGGAACCUCUCUUUAAGCUAAACGGCAAGAAACUGCAGCUUCUACAGCCACUGGAUAGGGACGAUAAAAAUCUCUCGCAUACAACUUUUCAGCUCAACUGCACGGUGAGGUCCACGAAUAAGCACCGCGGAAUCCCGGUGAUCGUGAGGGUGUCCGACAUCAACGACAAUGCGCCGAAAUUCACCAACACGCCGUAUGAGACCACCGUCCCGGAGCUCACUCCGGUCGGCUCCACGAUCUUCAAGAACGUGAUGGCGGUCGACGCCGACGCCGGCGUCAACGGCAUCGUGGAGUACUCGAUCGCGCCCGGCGACAGCAGCAUGAUCGGCGGCAACGAGGGUGUCGGACGCGACAGGAUUACCACCGCCGACGGCUACGGUUACUUCAGUAUCCAUCUGCCGCACCAGGGGCAGGUCACGGUCAAUCGUACGCUGGACUACGAGAAGACCCAGCGUUACCUUGUCACCAUCUUGGCCUCGGAUCGGGCGAGGAACAUCAGUGAAAGAUUCACGUCCACGACUACGUUGACAGUCAACAUUCGGGACGACGACGACCAGGAUCCGUCCUUUAUUUAUCAAGGUUGCAUGCUUUUGGAUGGCGCCUGCAUUAAUCCGGAGUACUCGGCGUCGGUAUCGAGCGGAGUUCUAUCUGGCAUACUCAAUAUCUCGCCCGAGAAAAUCCAGGCGGUCGACAUGGACAGCAUAAACGCGCCGAUCCAUUAUUCCUUCCUAAGCGGAAAUCCGCCGAAUUACCGUGAUUUCUUCGAGAUCAACCCCAACACCGGAGCGGUGAGGCAAAUCAAAGCCGUCGACACGACGGUAACGAAGAAGUUCGAUAUCAUCAUUAAGGCGGUCGAGGUGUCAGAAGCGAAACGAUCAGCCACUGCCAAAUUAACGAUCACCGUCAAACCAGUCGAUAGUAACCCACCCGUUAUAACGGCCUCAAGUAUCGAGGGAUACGUCGACGAAAACGCUCCGAUCGGCACAAAGGUCAUCGAUAAAAACGGGAAUCCCAUUGUGCUCAAUGUGUCGGAUGCUGAUUUGGGGCCGGACGACCCGAAGCCAGCUUACACCUUCGAGCUGACCACGAACUUCUUCGCGAUCGAUCCCGCCGGCAUCCUCGUCGUGAACGAGGAGAAUCUGGACCGGGACCCUCCGAGUCCCGGCCGUUUCCGCUUCCAGGUGGUCGCCCGCGAGAGAACGGGUGUGGCCGCCUCAUCGCCUUUGUCGUUCGUCGUGACGUUGAACGACGUUAACGAUAAUGCGCCGCAACUUCCGAUGAUGACGCCCAUCACCGUCCAAGCGGGAGAAACGAAGAGACAAGUAACAAAGGUGGAGGCCACGGACAACGACGAAGGGGAGAACGCCGAGAUAACCUACAGCAUCUAUCAUGUGUCGAACAAUGGCCUACAGAAGUUCAAGAUCGACCCGAAGACCGGGGUCAUCGAGACCAUGAGGAAACUGAACGCCGGCGAGCAGUAUAGCAUCACCGUGCAGGCCACCGACAAGGGCGGCAAAUCCUCGCAGACAAUCGUCGAAGUGAACGUCAUUCCCGGCCCGAACACCAGAAGUCCCGUGUUCCAGCAGCCGGUGUACGAGGUGCAAGUCAGUGAAGGAGCCUCUAUCAAUUCCACAGUCGCUACUAUCACUGCUACCGACCCAGAAAACGAUCCGGUGUCAUAUUCGAUAGUAUCGGGAAAUGACUUGCGCCAGUUCGCGAUCGGCGCUAAAUCAGGCGUUAUUACAGUUAUAAGGAAGCUAGACAGGGAGGACUUGACCCGAUAUCAGUUGCUGAUAAAGGCCGAGGACACCGGUGGUCUCUACAGCACUGCGACUGUCAACAUCAUGGUCACCGAUAUCAACGACAAGAACCCCGAGUUCGUGAACCUGCCUUACGAGUUUUCCGUCAAGGAGGGCGAAGCGCGCAAACUGAUCGGCCGCGUGCACGCCGAAGACGCCGACGAGGGCAUCAACGCUGAGAUCACUUACUUUGCGCCCGACGAUAUCCCCUUCACCGUUGAUCCUGAGACCGGCGACGUUCUCACCAAGAAAGUGCUGGACUACGAGCAGAACAACGAAUACAAAUUCGUGGUGACUGCGAGGGACGGAGCUCCCGAUUACCGUUUGGCGACUGCGACGGUCACAGUGAAAGUCAUAGACGUCGAGGACGAGGUUCCGCUCUUUCACCAGAGCAGCUACGAGGCGCGUGUCAAGGAAAACGUGCCCGAUUACAAUGUGAUUCAAGUCACGGCCGAUGAUCCGGACACAAAGAAGCAAAUUACAUACAUGAUCAAGCAAGGGGAUACCGAACUCUUCACCAUAGACCCGAAGACCGGAGUCAUAAAAACUGUCCGCGGUCUCGAUUACGAGAAGGAUAACCAACACGUUCUCAUAAUAGGCACCGUUGAGAACACCAGCGAUUCACCUGGCUCCACCACCCGCGUUGUUGUGAAUGUUCAGGACGUUAACGACAUUCCACCGGUAUUUACGUCGGUGCCAACUCCCAUUACUCUGGACGACGAUGUCCCUAUCGGCACGACCGUGACCACGCUCGUGGCGGAGGAUUCCGACGGCACUGUGCCGGGAAAUCAGGUUCGAUACGAGAUCGUCGGCCGCGGUAUUGCCAGCAAGUACUUCGCGAUCGACGUUGAUACCGGCGUUCUCCGAAUACGAGACGACUUGCGCAAAGAGACCGACUCCGAGUAUCAGGUCGACGUACGCGCAUACGACAUGGGAGAGCCGCAAUUGUCCUCCGAGACGACCGUGCCGUUGUACGUUCGUCAUGUGGCGACGGUGCCGCCGGAGAUCGGUCUGGGCUUCGCGGAGAACUCAUACAAUGUCGACGUGCCCGAGGACGCGAACGACAACACGCUAAUAAAGACAAUCACCAUCAUCAACAGUCACGCGCACGACACAACGCCGCUGAGGUGCGAGAUUUACAGCGGCAAUGAGGCCGGCCUGUUCCAAGCGAACGUCACGGAAGAGCGGAAUUGCGCGCUGUUGUUGAGAAGAGGCGCCUUGGAUUAUGAGACCACGGAAUCCUAUCAGAUCAAGAUUAAGCUGGAAUCGCUGUCGGGCCUCUUGAACUCAGGCAGAAACACGACGAUGGUGAAGAUCCAGGUGAUCGACGUGAACGACAACAAGCCUGAAUUUAUUUUUCCGGAGGCGAGCCAGGCGCUCACGAGGGGACGUUACUUCGCCGCGAUCUCGCGCACCGCGCAAUUCGCGUCCACCGUCAUACAGGUGAAGGCCCACGAUAAGGACAACGGGAAGUACGGCAAGCUGGAGUACAAGAUCCUGGAGGGACGUGGCUCCGGCUACUUCGCCAUCGACAGCUCCACCGGUAUAAUCAGGACCACGGCGACGUUCGAUCACGUGGGCUCGUCCGAGCUGCCGUUCAAGUUCGACGUUCGUGUGCGCGACAAUCCCAACUCGACCAACAAUUACAACUCGAUCGUCGCCCCAGUGAUCGUCAACCUCAUCGGUGAGGAAAACCUGAUGAUCCUGGUGGUACAGGACGCGGCGCCGGACGUGCUGCAGAAGGAAGCCGGCAAGAUAGCGAACAUAAUAGAGGAGAAGAGCGGUCUGUUGAUCGGCAUCGACAGGGUCGUGGUGAGGAAGGUCCUUACAAAGAAUGGCACUAUCGAAAUGUUUCCGCAGGACUCCGACGUCUGGUUCUACGCGGUCGACCCGGAUACCGAAGCCAUACUCGACAGAAACAGCUCCAAGGUGCAAAGAUCGAUCAUGGAGAAACCAGCUAUGUCGAACAUCACUUUUGAUGUGUCUACGUUAAUACGGGCGAAUGCCAUCAACAUUCACGCACCCGUAAUGACACCUGAACCGGUGCGAACGCAAACAGCAGUUGCAUUCAGCGGUGAGGUGUUCCCGUAUGCGUUGAUUAUAAUCGCUUGUGUGAUCCUGAUCCUCGGCAUCGCCGGCAUAAUCUACAUAUGUGUCUCUUGGUCCAAGUACAAGGCGUACAAGGAGCGAAUGCAACGCAUGUACGUGGUGCCGCGAUACGACCCCGUUUAUGUGGAACCUAAUCUGAAGGAGUACGAGACUCAGGUACUGCAGAUGAGCGUGCCAGUCGACGACAACGACAGUUACAACGACUUGCAGUUAGACUUUAGCAACAAGAAUCACGCGUUCAGCCUUGACAACGUCAGUUACAUCACCAAAGAUCACGGAGACAGUACAGGUCAACAAAGUCCCGUUAGCUCGGAGGCGGCGACCACGGCUCGCGCGUCUAGCAUCGUCGGCAAUCACGGCGACGCCAACAUCCAUUCCCUGCGAAGAUCGACAUUGGGCCGAAAGAAUCACAGCGCGAGCAACACGAACACCCUGAACAAUCGCGACGCGACACCAGUCCUUAAUCCCCUGUACAAUCACGGCGCAGAUCUGCUGAGCCCUAGUCCGUCCAACGACAACGUCACCUUCAGGGAGAGGAAGGAUUACUCUCAUCUCGGGUUCACGUAUCUGGGCGAGCAGAGUCCCGUCGAGACGACGACGGAAUUGUAAGUUACGCGGCUCAACGAUGCGCGGACAUCGAUCAUUUUCGAAAGACUGUCGCGGAAUCGCGCGUGUUCACUCGGCUUUGCGAGUAAGUUGCGGCACAUCCCGUAGUAUUCACACCCUCUUGGUAUCGUGCACACGGUGAUGCACUGUGAUGAGCGUAAUAUUCCGUAGUAUUCUCGUCCCAAAAAGUUCCGUCGGUCCUCAAAGAUACUCAAACGCUCGAGAAUUCCGCGCGUGAGAUCGAUGCUAAUCCAGCCCCCUUCGUCCAUGCCGUACUUCACGGCGGAGGCAGUAGACUGUUCUUCCUUUACCUUCGCUCAAACUUCGCUGCAGCAACGACGUGUGGUGUGUACGAAACGUGGCAGCGCGAGGACACGGGAUAUAAUCGAUAGCGCGCGAAUGGUUCUUCCACUAAUCUGUCGACAAACCCCAAAGCGCCAUACGAAGGGUAAAGUGUGAAAAGCUUCUAGAUAGUCGAGGAGAACCUCUAUACCUAUACACAUCCCCCCUUUCCAUAUGUCAUCUUCUGAAUAUAUACCGGUGCUUGCGCGCCGAUGCGGAGCGCGCGACACAUACGCGGAGAACUCGCGGCGGGAUGCAUUCUGAACGAGUUGCUCCGUAUGUGAUAUUCAUAAAAGAGAAGUAAUAUAGCGUUCAGAGACACAACGACGAAACGAGGCCGCGAAAGUAUCGCCCGAGCGAAAGAAUGAACGCGAAUGAAAAGGCCGUCCUCUUGAGCCAGCCGAUAUCCCGUACGACUUCAUCCCUUCAUCGCAAACUUUGCUGCAUUUUGUUUGUUUGUACUUCUUUUUUUUUACCUUUAAGCUCGCGACGUUACGCCAAUAAACUGCGACGUCAUGAACAAUGGCCAUUGUUGACAUCGCGAUGUCCGGUUGUCGUAAGUUAUUAUCGUAUAUCCGUGAUUUUGUACAAGCGCGACGCGUGCUCGAUUUAAUCGCGUCUCGACCGGCAACGUCGACUGUAUUCCGAUUGGGGGAUCGUCGGACAGAUUAUUUCCCGUCCGCGACGCGUUAAUGUACAUUUUCAUCGAGUUUCAAUCGUGAAGAGCGAAAGUGCCCACUGCGCGCGUGCAAUUGUCCGACGUAGGCUCGGAUCUGUAUUAAUAGUCGUCGUCUGAAACUUGUCUCAAAUAAGAUGCUCGGAUUUGAGCAUCGUAUUAGAGUCGGAUGUGAGUUUUUCCAGUGGUAUCACGAUUGCAAAUGUAAUGUUACAUAUAUCAUGUAAGCUGAAAGAUUUGAUUCUACAUACGAAUAUCUCUGCUUAUCUCACAAGUGAGACAAAUUUCAAGUGAUGAUUAUUAAUAUGAGUCUUAGACCUGUAUCAAUAGUUGUUACUUGAAGCCUGCUUCAGACGAGACAUGCAGAUUUGAAUUCAGAUUUCUGCGAUUAAAGAUAUAAAUGUCACAUAUAAUUCAACUGAAAAACUUGGACCUAACUCUAAACAAAAAUCUGAGUACUUCAUGUGAGAUAAAAGUUCCAUAUGACAACUAUUAAUACGGGCCUUAGACCUGUAUCAAUAAUCGUUAGUUGAAACUUGCCUCAAGUCAGAUUUGAAUUUAGAGUUAGAUGUAAGCUUCUCAGCUGAAUAAUAAUUACAGAUGUAACGUCACAUAUAUUGUAUGAUUCAAAUAAAAAACUCAAAUCUGACUCUAAAUUCAAAUCUGAGCAUUUCAUAUGGAACAAGUUUCAAGUAAUGGUUAUUAGUACAGGCUUUAGGGAUAAAGUUACGUCUUUCUUCCAUUCUUUAUUGUUUAUGAACGCCGUGUGUAUUUGUGAGUGUGUGCUUGCAUGAAUCUGGUCGGUCUGCGAGCCUGUGAAUGAACCCGUUUUCCCGAUCCCGUUGUACUAUAAUACUUGUUUAUUUAUACGACUGCGUUUGCUCACGUCACUCUACCUUAUCGUAAUCACAAUUAACCGACGACAAUGCCUACAGAAAUCGUCUCACGUGUACGUAAUCGCGACGCGGCACACCGUAGGGAGCUUUACGGCGGCUUUCGCUUCCGAUGCGACUCCUCCUCGCUCUUGUUCGCACGAUCGCGUCAACGUUAAUUAGCGACCACCGCGAAAACGGCAGUACACGGCGCCAUCGACGCGUCGGUGGCCUAAGUGGUGAAGCGUGUAACUUAAUCGGGCACGUACGUAUCUCGUUCGUUCUCCCCGAGUUCCGAACGAAGCGUUCGACUUCCGCACCUCGAAUUCCGAUAGAGCUUGCGGAGCUACGCGGCGUGACACCGCGUUGGGAGAAAUUAAUUAUGAUACGACUUGAUUAAAUAUAUAUCUCUAGUCGUAUAGCGGGUGGCCACUGCCGUAAGUUGCGUUCUAUAUACUACCAGGACUUGUGUGUAUGCGUUACAAGUGUUCUUCGAUUAAUAGUAUUGAGAUCUUUACUUGUAGCUGUACAAUAUUUAAGCGCGAGAAAUCUGUAAAAAACUGUUAAUACCUAAUAAUAAAUUUAUUAUAUUUACAUAAA
Molecule: messenger RNA, 7861 nt
Organism: Odontomachus brunneus
Lineage: Eukaryota; Metazoa; Arthropoda; Insecta; Hymenoptera; Formicidae
Gene: Cad99C
Product: cadherin-99C
Exons: 22
Coding region: 626-5374 (1582 amino acids)
Biological process (GO): homophilic cell-cell adhesion
Cellular component (GO): plasma membrane; cell-cell junction
Molecular function (GO): calcium ion binding
Source: RefSeq, a predicted model, not a curated record